GCCGCCAUGAGCGCUCCCGGCCCCGAUCCCGAUCCUGCUGCCCCCGAUCCCGCCGCUCCCGAUCCCGCCGCCGGCUCCAGCUUCGGCCCGCUGCUCCAAACCCUGGAGGAUCCCUCCGCGCCGCCGGGAGAGCUGACGGACGCGCACCUCACCAUCGUCAGUCGCUUCACUGGUGGAGGAGGCAAAUCAUUCAUUGCAGAUGUCAGGAAACACUUCCCUCAGCUCUGCAAGGUGUUCAAGGCACACAUUUCCAGUCCAAACUUGGAGCUCAGUAAUGCAGCAUUGCAGGCCUUGGGAUUCUGCACUUUUAAUUCAAAUAACACAGCUGAAUUAUCUGCCACUGAAAGCCAGGAGCUGCUGGCAGCCGUGAACAGCGUGGCUGUGAAAUCCUCGGACAAAAACACUCGCACUCGGGCACUUUGGGUCAUCUCCAAGCAGGCUUUUCCUCCAGAGAUUGUUCAAAAAGAGGUGUCCAACAUUCUCUCCACCCUGGAAGCAAUCCUGACCAAAGGAGAAGUUCAGUCUGUUGUGGUGGAAUAUGAAGCACUUAAUGUCAUUAUACGCUUAGUGGAACAAACUCCAGCCCAGAUGGGAGAAGAGGCUGUGAGGUGGGCAAAGCUGAUCCUCCCUCUGGUUGUCCACUCUGCUCACAAAGUGCAGCUGAGAGGUGCCACUGCCCUGGAGAUGGGGAUGCCCCUGCUCCUGCAGAAGCAGCAGGAGGUGGCAGCUGUCACUGAGCACCUGAUGACCACAAAAUUAAUUUCAGAACUCCAGAAACUCUUCUCUGCCAAAAACGAGACCUUCGUGCUCAAGCUGUGGCCCCUGUUUGUCAGGUUGCUUGGCAAGACCCUGCACCGCAGUGGCAGCUUCAUCAACUCCCUGCUGCAGCUGGAGGAGCUGGGGUUCCGCAGCGGCUCCCCCGUGGUGAAGAAAAUUGCCUUCAUUGCAUGGAAGAGCCUCAUUGAUAAUUUUGCCCUAAAUCCAGACAUCCUGUGCAGUGCUAAAAGGCUGAAACUGCUGAUGCAGCCCCUGAGCUCCAUCCACGUGAGGACAGAAGCUCUGGCACUCACCAAGCUGGAGGUGUGGUGGUAUUUACUGAUGAGGCUGGGACCUCACCUGCCCUCCAACUUUGAACAGGUUUGUGUCCCGUUAAUCCAGAGCACCCUGAGUGUGGAUCCUGCUGCUGCAUUCCCAGGAACUCCCUCACGCCCCAACACCCCCAGCCUGGGCUCAGCAACCCCUGGGCAGAAAUCAGGUCCUUUCCCAUUUGUGAGCCCAGGCACUCCCAGGAUGGCCCUGGGCAGCCCAGCAGGAGUGCUGCAGUUCCCUUCCAUCCAGCUGCUGGCCAUCGAGAUGCUGCUCCACUUCCUCAUGGGACCACAAGUUGUGGAUUUUGCAAAGCAAAACAAACUCGUGCUUAGUUUAGAGCCUCUCCAGUACCCACUGAUCAGUAGCCCUUCUUUUUUUUGUAAGCAUGCCAGCACUCUGAUCAAUGCUGUUCAGGAUGGCUUUGUUGCAAUUGGAAAAGAAGUCCCUGAUUGUUUGCUGAAUGUUAUCUGGAAGGACAUGAAUGGAUAUGUAAAAACAGCAAUUGAAGCAGGAAAUAAGAAAGAAAAACAAGGCUCAGAAAUCCUGACCAUGUUACUCCAGGCCUUAAAAAACACUGUGAGAUCAAAUUCUCUACCUGUGCAGAAAAUCCUGUCUCUCAUUGAUAUCACUGUCAAGGAGUUGCCUCCAAAAGUUUUGGGAUCCCCAGCUUAUCAGGUUGCUGAUAUGGAUCUUUUAAAUGGAACUCCAGCUUUGUUCCUGAUCCAGCUACUUUUCCAUGACAAUCUCUUGGACUGCUGUGUGACAGAUGAGAGAUUCUUUGAGAUUCUGGAAACCCUGGUGGGUUUUGCCCUGUCUGGCCCCACCUCUGCCCUGGCUUUCAGUGACUCUGUGCUGGGGGUCAUUGCUCAGAGUGCAAAGCAGCUGGGCAGCAAGGAGCACCUCUGCAGGAUGUGGAGCAUUGUGGUCAAUCCUCUGACUGAGUGGAUUAAUCAGAAUAACGAGGUGAACCAGGGGGAUGCCCUGGAGCACAACUUCAGUGCUGUGUACAGUGCUUUGCUGCUGCCAGUAUCCCACAUUUUCCCCACUCAGGGAUUCCCACAGGCAACUUUGAAAUCCUUGCUGCGCUCGUGGUCAGACCUGUACCGAGCUUUCGCUCGCUGUGCUGCUCUGGUUGCAACAGCAGAAGAAAACCUGUGCUGUGAAGAACUUUGUGCCAAAAUACUAUCUGGGCUAGAAGGUGAAACUCCAGUAGUGUUUCCCAUGCUGGAAGGUCUCACCCACCUUGUGUCAGUCAUGGUUGACUGCAUCAACUUUGCCCCCUAUGGGACAAAAUUCCAGCCCAAAAACAGAUCCCCGCAGACCCCCACGGACUGGGCUAAGAAGAAGAAGGAGCCCCUGGGCAAGCUCAGCUCCCUGUUCAAGCUGCUGCUGCUGCUGCUGAGCUCCUUCCACGAGCUGAGCUCUCAGGAGGAGCUGGCAGAGCCCCUGGGAGCCCUGGGGCCCUCCCUGCUGGGUGCCCUGCACGCCCUGCUCAGCCACAUCGCGCUGCCCUCGCUGCUGGGAGCCGCGCUCGGCAUCUUCGGGCAGCCCCUGGCCCUGUUCUACAAGAGAAACAGGCUCCCUGAGGCCCCCAAGGUCUACAGCAACCUGAACAACAAGCUGGAGAAGCUGCUGGCAGAGAUCCUGCAGUGCCUGCAGUGCCACUGCCCGGGCUCCUGUGACUCGGAGCUGCUGCAGCAGCUCAGCCCCCUGCUCUGCGUGGCCUUCCAGCACAGGAACAAGCAGCUGCGGCAGCAGAGUGCCCAGCUCUGGAACUGCACCUUUGCCAAGGCCUCCUCACUCACCUACCCCCAGGAACUCAAGUCUGUGUUAAGCCAAGCCAAAAAGAAAAUCCCUCUGCUGCUGCCUGGUUUUGAAAGCAUUGAGAUGUCUGAGGAGUGCAGUGGCCCCUUCUCUGACAUGAUGGAGAAUUCCCAGCUGGAUGCAACGAUCGGUGGGAUGGAUGUGAAGGUGGGCCAGAAACGAGAUUCAAUAUUGGCACAGACAAGUGAACCAAAAAAUGAUGGCAAAGACAAGUCCAGGAACCUGCAAGCAACCCCUGCCAAGUUAAAACUAGAAUUUUCAUCUCCUAAGACAACAAGUGAGACGCUUCUGGAAGAGGAGAAAUCUGUGGAUUUUGUGUUUAUUCCUCCAGAAACAAAACCAAGAAUAUUGACAGAACAUCAGAAAGAAGUGCUUAGGUCAAAGAGAGCUGAUAUUCCUGCCAUGUACAACACCCUGGAUGCCUCCCAGGACACCAGCUCGUUUUCCCAGUACACCCAGAGCCAGGAGGAUUCUCUGGAGGUGCCACCUUUAGUGGAAAAUGCCAAAGAAGAGCCUGCAGACCAAGCUCAGGAGGAGAAGGCAGAGAGUGAAGGAUGUCACUCAGAGGAGAGCCCGGCCUGCAGCAGCGAGGGGGAGGCCAAAAAUGAGACAGCUGAGAUGAUCCCAGAGGAACCAUCCUUUGGAGAGGCAAUGGAGACCAGUUCUGUGGAAGCAGCUUCCCAGGAGGCCCCAGCAGAGAAGGAGGACACCUCAAAUGUCACCAGCAGCUCAACCUCCAGUGACAUCAUCUCCGGCACGCCCCAGCCCGUGAGCCGGCGCCAGUCCUUCAUCACCCUGGAGAAAUUUGGGUCUGCAGAGAGCAGGCCCUUCAGCCCAGCCCCCCUGAGCUCUGUGCUGGAGCUGCCUGGGACUGCUCCUGAGGCAGCCCCACAGGAGAACAGCAGUGGCAGCAAGGCCAGUGCUAAGGCAGAGAAAUCUGGAGAGGAAAAUAAAGACACUCCCAAGUGCGAGCGCAGGGUGACGCGGCGGCAGAGCAAGAUGGAGCUGCAGGGCAAUAAAUCCAAGCUCCAGGGCAGGUCAGAGGAGUCCCUGGCCUCUGACAGCCUGGAAGGCAGUGCUGAGCUGGGCUCUGCAGGGGAGGAUGCCCUGCUGAGCCAGUCCCAGGCUCUGCCCUCCUCAGAGCCAGACAGCCAGAAAACCGAGGAUGCAGCCCCAGAAGUGGAAAAUAGCCAGGAGCUGGACAUGGACUCAAAAGAAAACACCCCCCCAGACAGCAGCAGCUGCUCUGAGCAGACCCCAGGGGAUGAGAGCCAGGUGCCAGCAGCAUCCCCUCACCAGAAACAGCUCCGGCGCUCCACCAGGAGACGCCCUGAGACUCUGGAGAGCUCAGGGAGCCAGGAGAAGGAGGAUGGGCUCCCAAAGAGAGACAGGAGGAAAGAGGAGGAGAAAGCUGGGCAGAAGAAGCUGUCCCAGGGGAAAGGAGAUGGAUCCCAAAAGCAGAAAGGAACUCCUGGGAAAACAACAGAAAGCACAAAAGAGAGCAGCCAAGCUGAGAGAGUGGCAGAGGAGAGGAGCUCCAGGGACUCUGCUGCUUGCAAGGGCCUGGAGGAGGAGGGGAGCAGAGGUGGCAGGAGGGCAGAAGAUUCCCCCAAGCCUGAGGGGGAGGCUCAGGGCAGCCUCAGCACUGCAGGGCAGAGGGUGGAGCGCCCACGUUACCACACCAGGAGAUCCUCCCAAGGUUUGCUGUCCAGCCUAGAAAACUCUGAGGCUGACAGCUCUGAGGGCAAGGAGGAGAGCACAAAGAAAAAGAAAGCCAUAAAAGUGAAGAGUAAAAGCAAUUCUCUUGAAGGAAAAUUGAAAGAGGGACAGGCAGGGAGCCAGAGCCUUGAGGAAUCUUCCCAGGAAAAUGAAGCCAAGAGUCCAGUGGAGCCAAGUGAAGGUGAUGCUGAGGUCAGCACAGUGCCAGCUGCUGCAGAGCCAGCUGCUGCAGAGCCAGCUGAUCCAGGUGGCCUGGAGAGCCAGGAAAUUCCUGCAGCUGCUGGAGAAGCUGUGGGGUCUGGCAGCUCUGAGAGUUCAGGUGCUCUGCAGGACACCAGCGUGGAGCAGAGCAAGGGUGAUGCAUCCAUGGAGUCUCUGAGCAGCCCCUGUGUAUCUGAGCAGGAUGGGAAAGCAGCAGAGGAGAGCAAACAGGAGGAGAAGCAGAGCAGCCCAGAGGACUGUGCAGAAGCAGCUUCAGAUGCUGAGCCCUCCUCUGUGCAAAGCCAUGUGUGCCAGAGCAAGAGAAGCAAAAGGGUGAAAAAAAUGAAGAGCUGUGAUUGCUGCUUUAAAAAGCCAAAGCAGCAGGUGACUGAAGAAAAGUUGACUGAGCUAAAGAAGGAGGAAGAUCCUGAGCUGGAGGAGGCUGAGAGCAGCCCAGCUCAGACACCUGAGGAUGUUUGUGGUCACUCAGACCUGGAGGAGAGCUUGGCCCUGGCUCCAUGUGGGAUGAGCACUCCAAUGCACACUCCCAAGGAGCUCAGCACCUUCAGCUUGGAAAGCCAGGGAAUGGCUCUGGAAAACCUGGAGGGCAGCAGCGUGGUGGUGGAGGAGGAGAAACCAGAGAAUCCAGAGGGUUCAGCUGCUGAAAGCACCGAGUCCAUGGAGGAAAUCAAGGAACCUGCUGAGCAGAAGGAGCAAACAGAGCAGGUUCUGCCUGAGAGUGUUGCUGAAGAGCCCAGGGAGAGCUGCCUGGAUGCAGGGGACCAAGGGGAAGAACCAGCAGCUGCAGAAAAGGAAGAAAUAAAUGAAAAUGGACAACUGGAAGAGGUGCCUGAGGAGCUGAGUGUUGACAGCAAACCUGAGGAGAAGGAGAUGAAGGAGAUAGAAGGAGAUCAGGAGGUUAAAGAAGCUGAGACCUCUGCUGUAGAAACUUGUGUUCCAGAUGAAGACAUGAAGGAUGAAUCAGUGAAAACUGAAAUAAAAGUGCCUGAGAACCUGGCCUUGGCAAACACCAGCGUGGAUUCCCCUCUGAAGGUGGAAGGGGGGCCCCAAGUGCAGGUGGCUGAAAGCCCCACCAGCCUCCAGGCCCGCUGCACCUGGUCCCCCUCAGCCUCCCCCUCCACCAGCAUCCUGAAGAGAGGGGUCAAAAGGAGCCAGGAGGAUGAUUCCCUGUCCCCUGCCAACAAGAUCCGUCGAGUCUCUUUUGCAAAUCCCAUUUUCCAGGAGGGCCUGGCAGACGACAUCGACAGGAGGAGUCCUGUCAUCAGAUCCCAUUCCUCACCCUCCUCCAGAAGUCUUAAAAUCCUCUCUAACAUGCAGCACAUUACCACUCCAACCAAAGGAUUUCUGUCCCCAGGAUCUCGUACCCUUAAAUUUAAGAGCUCAAAGAAGUGUUUAAUCACAGAAAUGGCCAAGGAAUCUCUGCCGUGCCUUACGGAAUUUGUGUAUCCUGCCUUGGCUGGCUGCAAAGCUCCUGUGGAUGUCAUCUUACCUCAGAUCACAUCCAACAUCUGUGCCAGGGGUCUGGGGCAGCUCAUCCGAGCCAAGAACAUCAAGACUGUGGGAGACCUGAGCACUCUGACAGCUCUGGAAAUCAAAACUCUGCCCAUCCGCUCCCCCAAAGUCUCCAAUGUCAAAAGAGCCCUGAAGGGAUACCAUGAGCAACAGGUGAAGUCUCGGGCGCUGGAGGAGAGCGCGGUGUUUGAAGAUGCUGAAAAACCUGGGAACAACGUGGAGGAGAAACCCCUGGGUGGAGAUGAGGAAAAACUUGCAGCAGAUUUGGCGGAAGCCCCCCCGAGCAGCGAGCAGCCCCCGGUGGAUCUGCUGGGGCAGAUCCAGGCUCUGGCUGCCCAGCUGAGCUCAGAGGAUCUGCAUGGCUACUCUGGCAGGCAGCUCUUUGAGAUGCAGGAGAAGCUGGCAGGGAUGGCCUCGUGCAUCCUGAGGAACCUGCAGGCUCGCUGGCACUCCCCUCCCCACGAGGGCCCCGAGUAGCUGCAGCUCCCCAGGAGUUUGGGUACAACACUUUUCUCCCCAUUUGUUUUCCUUACUGCUCAGUUACUCCUUAAAUCUGCAUUUUGUGCUAUAGGAUAUUUUUCAACACCUGGAUAAAUUUGCUCUUUUUGUUUUGGUUUUUUUUGGUUGUUGUUGUUUGGUUUUUUGUUGUUGUUGUUUGAAUUUUUUUUUUUCUUUUUCAUUUUUUUUUGUUAUUUUUUCCCCCUCCUAAUUUGUGGGACCGUUUCCUCCCUGGCACAGGUGUUUCUAUGGGAUUGCUAUGCAUCUUCCUUUCAGGCAGUGCAACAAAACCUGACAAAGCUGUGCAAUAGCAAAGACUGUGAAAAACCAAACCAAGAGAGUAAUUAAAUUAUUUUUUUCAAAUCCAAAGUGUUCUUAGUGCUGCAGACUCUUGCUGUGGGGUGAGAGCUGCCAGCUCUGCCCCCUUCCCAGCCCAGCUUUGGAGCUGCUGAACUCUGCAGCAGGAGGUGAGCUGAGCUUCAUUCCUUCCAGCAGGAGCCUGGGAUUUGUACUGGAUCUAUUUUUCCAUGUAUUUUUGUACAAUUCAGGAUGAGGAGUGCUGAGGAAAAUGUGCUUGGAUGGGAGAAAGACUCUGCAAUGCCUCCCAGGCUUUGCCCCAUGGCCUUUGCUGGCAGCAGUUCUCCUUGUGGGAAGAAUUUUUGUCUUUUUUUCCAUGGGGAAAUAUGGAUGAGUUGGACAAGAGCUCUUUGUAUAUUGUGUACAGACUCACAGCAGAUGUUGGGUAAUAAUUUAUGGAGUUUUAAUUGCAUGGACUGCAUUGCUGCUGCUUGGAGACCUUCAGCCAGAAUUCCCAGGUUUUCCCUCUGGAGUUCUGAUCUGUAUAUAUUGGACUGUAGCUGUGCAGAUGGAUGUUUAUUGAAAGGAACUGCUGCAGGUGGUUUUAGACCUUUUACAUGGGCAAAUAAAAGAGCAAAUAGUUCCCAGA
Catharus ustulatus (Swainson's thrush) is the source of this 7810-nucleotide messenger RNA. RefSeq names its product telomere-associated protein RIF1-like. Bases 7 to 6843 code for a protein of 2278 amino acids. Gene Ontology annotation, cellular component: nucleus. The transcript has 36 exons. Gene Ontology annotation, biological process: telomere maintenance. The record is from RefSeq and is a predicted model, not a curated record. NCBI's taxonomy places the organism in Eukaryota, Metazoa, Chordata, Aves, Passeriformes, Turdidae.